GGAACCCGCCCUUUCGAUUGGGCGGCGACUGCGCUCGGCCGGUACCCGGCGAGGAGCGGGCGGUCGGAUGGUAAAUGACCAGAAAUGAAGUUAUUCAGGCAGUGGCUCUGUAGCUGUGAAUUUAAUGACACAGAAUGAGGCAGGUUAAAUUUGAAGUCAUCUGGAUUGUGUUUGCAUUGCCUUAUUGUUGUUUAGUGCAAGCUGCAGAACAUGUAGAUGUGGCCAAACAUGUGAUCAAAUUGCACAGAGGGAGAGGGGCCGCAAUCACAAAAGGGAAAUUAUGGAUUAUGGACAAUUGUAAGAGGCUGUCUGGAAUGCUUCACCAGAAGAAUGUAGUGCUCAACAAACUGAAGAAAGCAAUUGAAACAGUAGAAAAGGACUCCAGACUGUCAGUGGAAGAAAAGAUCUUCCAGAUUCACACCUUUGAGACUUUCCAGAAAGAGUUGAAUGAAAGUGAGAAAUCAGUGUUCCAGGCUGUCCAUGGACUUGAGAGGGUUCUCCAGGGGGACUACAAAGAUAUAGUAAACAUGAAAGAAAGCAGCAAACAACGUCUUGAAGCCUUAAGAGAAGCUGCUAUAAAGGAAGAAAAAGAGUAUGUAGAGUUAUUGGCUGCAGAGAAACACCAAGCUGAGGUGCUCAAAAAUGUACAGCAUGCAAAUAAAAGUUUGUCAAUCCUUGACGAAAUUCUUGAGGAUGUGCGGAAGGCUGCUGACCGUUUGGAGGAGGCAAUUGAGGAUCACGUCUUUGACAACAACAAACGGAUUCAUGGUGGAAAUGUUGAAGCUGUCAUCAGAGUUGAAGAGGAUGAGGAAGACCAUAAACAAAACAUUUCCAUGCAUGAGGUGCAGGAUGGUUUGGGGCUGAGCAUGCUCAUUGACUCACAGAACAACCAGUAUAUACUGACCAAACCAAGGGACUCAACCAUCCCCAGAGCUGAUAUUCAUUUUAUAAAGGAUAUAAUCUCCAUUGUGGUAUUAUCUCUGCCAUGUGGCUGGAUUUGUACCCUGAUGGGACUUCCCACAAUGUUUGGUUAUAUCAUUUGUGGAGUGCUGUUGGGUCCUUCAGGACUAAACCAUAUCAAGUCUAUUGUGCAAGUGGAGACUCUUGGUGAAUUUGGAGUGUUCUUCACUUUGUUUUUCGUUGGUCUUGAGUUUUCACCUGACAGGCUAAGAAAGGUCUGGAAGAUUUCCUUGCAAGGUACCAGUUACAUGACAAUCUUGAUGGUCGCAUUUGGAUUACUCUGGGGACAUCUGUUGAGAAUUAGGCCAACACAAAGUAUAUUUAUUUCCACAUGUUUGUCUCUAUCAAGUACGCCAUUGGUGUCCAGAUUCCUUGCUCUUGGUGCCAAAGGAGAGAAAGAAGGAGAUGCGGAUUAUAGCAGCGUGUUGCUUGGAAUGCUGGUGAUGCAGGAUGUUCAGCUGAGUUUAUUCAUUGCUGUGAUGCCCAUGCUAAUUCAAGCAGGCAGUAGCACUGCUAACAGUAUAAUUUUAGAACUGCUGAGGAUUUUCGCUCUUAUUGGUCAAAUUCUGUUUUCGCUGGCUGCAAUUCUUCUGAUGGCUCUUGUGAUAAAGACUUACCUCAUUGGACCGUUUUACAGAAAACUACACACUGAGGGUAAAGGAAAUAGAGAGAUACUUGUCCUAGGAAUAUCUGCAUUUAUCUUUCUUAUGUUAAUGGUAACUGAAAUGCUGGAUGUCUCCAUGGAACUGGGUUGUUUCUUGGCUGGGGCAUUAAUUUCAUCACAAGGUCACAUGGCUGCAGAGGAAGUGAUGUUGUGUAUGGAACCUAUACGGGAUUUUCUGGCCAUCAUUUUCUUUGCAUCAGUUGGUCUUCAUGUGUUCCCAACAUUUGUGCUUUAUGAACUGACUGUCCUAAUGUGCCUUACACUGGCUGUGGUGGUAUCCAAGUUUAUCUUAGCAGUUCUUGUCCUCUCUCUAAUUCUCCCAAGAAACAGCAGGUACAUCAGAUGGAUAGUUUCUGCUGGCUUGGCACAAGUCAGUGAGUUUUCCUUUGUUCUGAGUAGUCGGGCCCGUAAGUCGGGGAUUGUCUCUCGAGAGGUGUACCUUCUCAUUCUCAGUGUCACUACCUUAAGCCUUUUACUUGCCCCAGCAUUAUGGAGAGGAGCAAUUCUGAAAUGUGCACCUAAACCAGACAGGCGAUUAACUACAUGAUGGAAGAUGGAUAGUAUGAUCCAGUCAUCUCAUUUGUUAAACGUUGGAGGUCACUGUCACCUGCUGUCUUUUCCUUAAGAGACAUUAUUACAGAAAGCCAUACCAAUAGAAAUAGGGCAGUCUGUUUUUCCUAGCUUGACCUUUAUUUCCCAUGCCUUUAGGUGACAACUGGAAAAGUAGUGGUCACUUUGAAUCCAUUACUAGAAUGCUUUGUACAUGUUGCUUCAUAUGUCUGAUAUUCAAAUGAAGAAAUGGGCUUUGGAGCAAAAUGACACUGAAAUGUGCUGAACUUUAUAGUACUUUGUGGAUUACCAAUUAAGGGAAGAAAUAAGAUGUAUUUUUGAUAAGUCUGUAUUGAUUUUUAGGUGCUGGUAAUGUUUUCAUUGGGAGGUGGCAGAGCUGUGUUCAUCAGAUCAGUUGUACAUUCCAGAUUGGCUUGUAUCCAUGUUCCAGAGGCUUUAUUGAACUUGAACUUAAAGUUGUCAACUGUAUCAUGAGUAAUCUCUACCUAAUUGUCUGCCUUGACUGCAUUUCAAAAGAUGCUGUCCAUGUCUCUUCAUAACUUUCUACUCCCAUCUAUGCUACCUAUAGUGUAUGCUUAAUUUAGUGUAAGCACCUGUCCAUGGAUAACUGGCUCCUAAAGUCCUCAUUAAUCAUACUAAAUAUCGUGAAGAGCUGAGGCCCUGGUAUAGACAUCUGGGAAUGCUGCUACUUGUAUCUUGAUAACUGACAUACAGAUCCAUUACCCCUACUUUCUGAGUCCUACCUUCUAACCUGUUUGUAAUCCAAUCCACUGAGGCUUUUUGUGAAGUCCGUGCAUCGUACGGUUAUAUGCAAAGGAAUCCUUUUCGGCAAAUAUAGCUGACUUUUAUCUUGUCUCUUUUGGUACAGCUUUUAAACUCCUUGACACAUGGUUAUCAUAAUUUAAGAUGUGUGGGGUUGGAGUGCAGGUGGGGCAGGGAGAUGCCACUUCCUACCUGACCAUUCCUGUCCACUAUAUCUGGAUGGUUACUUUGGACUGGUUUCUAGCUAUUAUUCCAAACAACCCCUAGCCCUUCCCUCCCCUACCCUCCCAAACUGUAUCCUUAUUUGGACCACACAGUUUACACUGAUUAAGAAGCACAGAGGGGCUGCACUCUGUUACCAAACUUAUUGGACAAGAUAAAGUACAAUGCAUGCUCUCUCAAGUCACUUCACAAUGUAUUUUAGACAGUGCAACAGGUUACAUUUCAUGGGGUGUUCUCUGGAGAUUAUAAAGAUUGGAGUGAUUAUAAAGAUAACAAUCCACUACGCUAUAUAUUUAUAAAAAACAGUGCUGUCACAGUUUUGUUCACAGCGUUAUCCCUCAUUCUCUAGGCCAUUCUUGCUCCAAUCCAAAAUGUAUCACCCUUCAUAACUUUAAAGGGGAGCACUUGCUUGAUUUAUUCCCACCAGGCUUAAUGAUUUCACUGCUGCCUUCUAUACCUUGCAUUUCCAUGUCACUGCCUGCAUUGUGCUCCUUCAUAUCACCACCCCUUAUAUAUGUAGCUUAGUUUUGGAUGUGGUGACGACAUGGAGUUGGGGAGGAGAAGAAUAUUGUUAUAGUUGGAAUAGCUUUUCCCUAGUUAUGAGCCUCUACCCUGAAUGAUUUACACAGCAUCAAUUGUUUGUGAUGUGUGACCCGCCAAUUUCUUGCAGUGUCAAGACAAUUUUUAUUUUGUUAAAAUUCGAACAUCAUUGGUUUACGGACCACAGAGGAGUGAUGUCAAAAUGCUGUUUACAGCAAACAGCAGUGUCUAUGUUAAUAAGUUCUGAAUAUCCUUGAAGCUCAAUAUCAUUAUUCUCCCUAAAUCCUCCACUAUCAAACUCCUGGUGAUCACUAUUGACCAGAAACUCACCUGGACCAGCCACAUCAAUACUAUGGCUAAAGAGCAGGUCAGGGUUUGGGUAUCUUGAGGCAAUUAACUCACCUUGUGGCAACCCGAAGCCUUUGCACAAUCUAUAAGCCACAAGUCAGGACUAUGAUGGAAUACUCUGUACUUGUCUGGAUGAGAGCAGCUCCAACAAGUGCACAUGGAGCUUUACAGCACCAGGGUAAAGCUGCAGGCUGAUGGGCACCCCACCCACCACCCGAAACAUUAAUUUAUUUCACCAACUGUGGCUGCAACACGUACAAUCUACAAAAUACAUUGCAGUUACUUGUUCAGGCUACAUUGACAGCAGCACCUCCCAAACCCAUGAUCUCUACCACAAAGAAGGACCAGGGGUAGCAGGUGAAUGGGAACACUGCCAUCUGCAAGUUCCUUGCUAAGUUGCACAUUAUCCUGAUUUGGAAAUCAAUGGCCCUUCAUUACACUGGGUCUAAAUCCUGUACCUUCAAUACUGUAGGAGCACCUUCUCCCAAAGGACUGCAGAGGUUCAAGAAGGUAGCUCGUCACCACCUUCUCAAGGGCAAUAAAUGCUGGCCUUGCCACGGAAGCCCAAAUCCCAAAAAAAUGAGUAAGAUAAAACCAAACUCCGUUUAAGGAAUUCAAGAAAGCAAUCCUAAAAUGGCUGUUUUUGCAAAUUGAUAGUCUUUGGAUUUUGUUUUUAAUACUUUUGCUUCAGAGCUAUCAAGAACUUAACUCUGCCAUUUCUGAAUUAUAGCCACCAGUUUUCUAAUACUGCACUGAAUUUGAAGUAAUCUGCCAGGAAUUUCCUCAGUUUUUCUGACUGCUUGCUGUAAGAUAUCCUGGAUGCACUACGUAAUGAAAUAUUGAUUGAGGUUAAGGCAGCAAUGAGUAGGAUCUGUUGGAAAUUGUCAUUGGUAAUGGUUUGCAUUUUCAUUAUGAAUCUAUUUGAACAAACAUAACCUGCUGUCAAUUUAGAGAUUGUAGAACUUUAAUGAAUAUAGAAUAUAACAAAACCAUUUGAGCCAUCACAAUUUAUAUCAUAUAUUGGCUGUCACUGUGAUUUAUACUGUUCCUUUUAAGAAUUCUUGA
This is a messenger RNA of Pristis pectinata (smalltooth sawfish), 5131 nucleotides long. It is a transcript of the gene slc9d1, whose product is annotated as transmembrane and coiled-coil domains 3. The record is from RefSeq and is a predicted model, not a curated record. Bases 135 to 2171 code for a protein of 678 amino acids. Gene Ontology annotation, biological process: proton transmembrane transport; potassium ion transmembrane transport. Gene Ontology annotation, molecular function: potassium:proton antiporter activity. Lineage: Eukaryota; Metazoa; Chordata; Chondrichthyes; Rhinopristiformes; Pristidae. Gene Ontology annotation, cellular component: membrane. The transcript has 13 exons.